Messenger RNA from Podospora bellae-mahoneyi, 4530 nucleotides. RefSeq lists its product as uncharacterized. Gene Ontology annotation, biological process: transmembrane transport. Gene Ontology annotation, molecular function: transmembrane transporter activity. The transcript has 5 exons. Gene Ontology annotation, cellular component: plasma membrane. Bases 2325 to 4193 code for a protein of 622 amino acids. NCBI's taxonomy places the organism in Eukaryota, Fungi, Ascomycota, Sordariomycetes, Sordariales, Podosporaceae. The record is from RefSeq and is a predicted model, not a curated record.
CCUUGUAAGUACUAUUUCGGCGUUAGCUGGACCGUUGUCAAGGUGGUGUCUGGGGACUGGAAGGACUUGCAUGGACCAUUCUUGGCUCUCGCCGGUGGCUUGGAUGGCGUAGCAGUCCAUCUCGGCGGGUGAGUUCCAGAGAGUCUCUCUCACAUCGGCUGUGUAGCUCUGGCAGUUCUUGAUGGCUUCGGCGACGGUGAAGAGACCGAUGAAGGUGAUGGCAAAUUUGGCGAGCUGCAUCGUAGCGGUUGGUGAGAGUUAGAAUGCGAGGAACAAGCUGAACUGAGAUUGACUGAUGGUGAAAGCUGCCAGAUGAGGGAGGUAUAAGUACCACCAGCAUCAAAAAGCAAGCGGCAUCUCGAACCCACCUUCUCCUCCUGUUGAUGGAGUUAUGGCCACCGGCGGUUUGAUGAGCCGCUAUGUAUCCGUAACGGUCGACAGACAAGGUUAUAAUUCUUCACCGGUUUGACGGCGAAACUUCCUCAGUAUCUGUCCAAGAACCACCUGUCGAGUUCCAGAUCGAAAGCGCAAAACACAAUGGCACACCUUCCCCUCUUAAAUCAGACAUCCGCCUGAUCUUCGAGACACCAACUCCUAUCUCGAUCGUUCUGAUGAAGCUGAACUGCCGACGUGCCACCGUGUCCCCAGCCCAGGGCCCCGUUGUCUCUGGUCUUGACACCGAUUCCGCCCCCGCACCUCGCUGCGAGCAAUCUAUUCGUUAUCUCCCGGGGAUGACAAAGAGUCUCCUGGCGCAAUGCAAUACGCAUGUCUUGGUGCGGGAGGAGGCAAAAGGAAGACCGAUGGCCGCCACCGUGGGAGACAACAUAUAGAUAUCAGAGACAGCAUCACCCUCCUAUCACCAUCCCAGGCAUUGGAUCGCGCCGUUUCAUAACACAGCAUCAGAUCCUGCUGCACCCACAGAUGCCGCAAUCCACCAGUACCUUCCCCCAAUGCCAACCGUCGGCAACGGCACUGCAACGCGCAUGGUUCUAUCUGUAUCACCACACGGGAAGACCGGACGGACGCGGUCCCAUAUCCAGAAUCCUCCCGUAGUUUCCCUAAACCAGAAGGGGACACCUGAGACCAGAUCACCUCAGAUAGAUACGAGUGAUCAUACUGGUCAUACAUGACACAAAGUCAGAUGAGCAUACGGGAGGGAGGCCAUCGAGAUUUUCCUCGCCCUGUUUCACCUGAUUCCACCAGCUCUCGAAGAACAAGAAGAGCAAGGCAUAGUCCCCAAGAUCUGGUGAAUCAGGCCUCUCUGAUGGAGUUCAGCCACGCGCCCUGUACCCCGAAACCACCACUUCCCAGUGACUCUCCUAUGCAGCUGCCCUCUCAGCGUUCUGGUUUGGGUAUGGUAUCCUGGUCCAGAAAGAGCAUCUUGUAUGCGCGUGACACUUGGCACAACCAACCCGUCAUUGCUCACUGUAUCAUUGUCACACCCUAGAGGAACAUGCGGUCUCGGCAGAGUCAGACUCAAAUCUGAGGAGUUCACUCCUCAACGGGAGAUUCUAGUCGGUCUUGCCCGGGAUGCUGUUGCUCAAGUGGCACCAUGUAGGCAGCACAGGGCUUGAAAGCACGUCAAAAAACGGCCUCAAGCCAUCCGCAGUUGUUACCGGCAUUGUUGCUGUCGCGGGCGAGAGUGAGAAGCGAGACACUGCAAGUCAAGGCGGAUAUUCUCGAUGUCUCUUGAUCGCUGCAACAAGUACAAACCUGUCUCAUAUCUCCGCUCGCAAAAGCCUGGCCCCGGCGGCCCGGUCUGGUCAAGUGGUCAGACAAGUCAUCAGCCAAGUGGUCCAGAGCGCACGUUAAGGAUGAGGAAGCUCUUACUUAAGGUAACCAGGAGGAUUAUCGAGGUUUUUGGGAGGCCGAUCCUCUCUUUCCCAGGUGGGUUUUCUCUGCAACCAAGCAGUUUUCGUCUUGAGCUGCUGCUUCAGACUCCAUCUUGACUGAGAGGGAGGGCAAGUACGACUGCCCCAGUGAACCGAACCAGGAGACCGGGUCCUGUCAUCCGCUUGGCUCCAUUACAUUGAAGCAGACUUGAACUACCAGUCCAACCAACUUUGUACUCCUGGCUUUUCAUUUCUGCGUUUGCGCAACGGCCUUACUGUUGCCGAGGUCUUUUGUUUUUUGGGUAUCUCGAAGUUUUGGGGAAAAACAAGACAUUAUACUGGCUCGCCUGGACCGUUUACGGGACGGUGAGGCCACGACGACAACACCAACAACAAACACCAACACCGCAUAGGCGGUCUUUUUUGGUCGAGUCAUUGUCACCAACACCAACAAAGUCGCCUUUCCAUAGUCCAAGAUCACGAAGGACACCAAUGACAACAACAGCAACAACAACACCGCCGCCAACAAUGACACUCUCUUACCCCAACCCAUCCCUGUCCUCGAUGGAUGGCGAGGACCACCCCCGGGCAUCACCCGCUUCGAUAUCCUCCUCGAUGACAGUAACCAACACCGCCGAACAACUAGAAUUUGAAGAGGAGAAGCUAUCAGAGCCGCCUUCAAAGAGACCAGUCAUGCGUCAGGUCCUCUUAACUCUCGUAAUCUGCCUAGGCCUAAUGUUCUCCUGCCUCGACACCUCAAUCGUCUCAACCUCUCUCUACAGAAUAGCAGGCGAUUUCCAAAACACGCGAGACAUCUCCUGGAUCAUCCUCUCGUAUCUCCUGACGUACAUGUCCUUUGCCGUGGGGUUCUCCAAGCUAUCCGACAUUUACGGCCGCAAAGCAAUUAUGCUGGCGGCAUGGCUGUUGUUUACUCUCGGGUCGAUCUGGUGCGGCUGGGCGGGUUCAAUGACGCAGUUGAUUGCGGGGAGGGCGGUUCAGGGAGUGGGAGGGUCGGGGCUGUACUCGCUGGCGCAGGUUUGUCUUGUUGAGCAAGGACCGGCGAGGCCGGAGGUGGUGGGGGGGUUGGUGGGGAUCACGUUGAGCGUGAGUUUUGUGCUUGGGCCGGUGAUGGGAGGGGGGAUAAGUGAUGGGUGGUGGUGGAGGGGGGUUUUUUGGGUCAAUAUACCGGUUGGGGUCUUGGCCAUGGUGGGAAUCUUGACUCUGUGGCCGUGGGAGAGGAUGGCGUUUGGGAGGAGGGAGGAGGAGUAUCAACACCAGGGGGCCAAGAUGGGGGGGUUCUGGCACAAGAUCGCCAGGGUGGACUUUAUUGGGAACACGCUGUUGGCGCUGGCGUCGAUAUUGCUGGUGUUUGCGCUGCAGGAAGCGGGGAGGUAUGUCUGGCGGUGGGAUAGCCCGGUCAUAAUAUGGUCGUUGGCUAUUUCGGUGGUGAGUUUUGUGUUGUUUGGAGUGUGGGAGUGGUAUUUGUAUCGAGGGGGAGAAAGCGGGAAGGUGAGGAUUGAGGGGAUAUUUCCGGUUGGGUUGGUCAAGGGGAGGGUUUAUGCUUGUGUUUUGGUCAACACGUUACUAUCCGGGUUUGUCUACAUCGCCCUCGUGAUUAACAUCCCCGAGAGGCUUCAGGUUGCAUAUUUUGACUCUCCGCUCUGGGCGGGGGUUCAUUUGUUGCCUAUGCUUGGAUGUUGCGCCUUUGGAAGUUUUCUUGGGGGGUUGGUUUCCAAGAAAAGGGACCUCACCUCUCAUACAUUAAUCAUUGGCAGCUUAGUCCAAGUUCUUGGACUGGGACUAACAGUCGGGUUUGACUCCCGCGCUGGAAACAAACUUCCCCUAGGGCAAUUAUUGGGGUUUACGGCUGUGUAUGGACUAGGAGUUGGCUUGUCUUUUGCUAGCGCCACCAUCAUCGCUGCUGUGGAGGCAAGAAACGAGGAUUUGGCUGCUGCGCAGGGGGCCGUGGCGCAGGCGAGGGUGUUUGGAGGCGCGCUGGGGUUGGCGGUAGGGGGGAUAUUGAUGAAUCAACGCCUUAAGGGGGAGUUGAGCGGGGUGCUGAAGGGGAAGGGGUUGGAGGAGGUGCAUAAGAGUUUGUAUGGGAUUUUGAGGCUGGGGGUCGAUGAUAGGAACAGGGUGGUGGAGGUUUAUGUGGGCGGUUUUGGGAAGAUGGUGUGGGUGUUUUUGGGGGUGGCGGUUGUAUCAGCUGUUGUUGCUUGUGGGACUUGGAGAGGGAAGGGAGGAGAGAAGACGGUGGUGGAGGUUAUGGAAGAGCAUCAGGUUGGCAGGGGAGGUGGUGGGAGGAAAGAGAGGGAGAUGGAAUUGGAGAGUGCGAGCAGUGUCAAAAGUUUGAUGGGGUGAUUCUGGGGGGAGGUUUCUUGAUGUUGAAGAUGCUUUUUGGGAAAUACCCUGUCUUUUGUUUGUUGAGGGGGGUUGACUGGGUGAAGCGAGAUGUUUUGUUUACGUUUAACAGGCGUUUUCAUUUGGCGGUGUGGGGUUGUUAGUUGGUAUAGGUGUUUGAACCUUUUAUGUAUAUCACCACGUUUUUGGAGGUGUUAUAUCUUUCUUUUUCUGUUGGGGGGCCAUCUUUCUAUUCUCCGGAGGUAGGUUAACUCUAGGUUUGGUUUUUUUGGACGUUUUAUUCUUCUGACAGAGUUUUGUUGAAGUUGGGGGAGAGAGCUUUUGUUUAUCAACGGGU